AAUGCAACCCCAUCCAUCAACUCUCCGCCCCACGCACCCUCUGCGCAUGCGCCUGAGCGCCACCACCGUCUGCCCCCGGCCCCAUCGGUGAUGAAUCCUCCAUCGGCCAUGUUUGCCGACGAGCACGGCGGUCGCCCGCAGACCGUCUACGACUCCCCCUCGCAGCAGAGUGCGCAGUGGUACCAGCCCGAGGGCCAGUACGACUACGGCGAUGAUGCCGCGGAUGACGAUGAUGACGCCGGGACGGCGGUGGACGGGCGGGAACCCAAGCGACGACGCAUCGCCCGCGCGUGCGACGCCUGCCGUAAAAAGAAGAUCAAAUGCGAUGGCAAGAUGCCCAAGUGCGGCCACUGCGAGAACUACAAGACCGAGUGCAUCUUCACGCCCCAGGAGAAGAAGCGUGCGCCGCCCAAGGGGGCAAAGUACAUUGAGGGCUUGGAGAAUCGGCUGGGCCGCAUGGAGUCUUUGCUCAAGAUGACCGGCUUGCUGGGGGAAGACGACGGUGGCAAGACGGAUCUGGGCAUGUUGGAGAAGCGAAUAUUGGCGGAGCGACAAAGCAACCCGCCCUCCGCCACCCGUGCAAGUCCGCCGGUCGGCGCCGCGAGAGCGAGCAAUAAUCCCACGCCAAACCAAAGUUCGCCUCAAAUAGGAAACCGGCCAAACUCACGGCCGAACGACGGCGCAAGCAAAUCAAAGUCGGACGAAAAGACGAUAACGCCGCCGGAGAACCCGUUCAAACAGGACAACACCACCAACGACGAUGGCCUUGCCGAUCAAAUGUGCAGUCUCAUCACCAACAAUGUCGGCGAGACCCGCUACAUCGGCAGCUCCUCCGGCUUCUCCAUCUUUAGUCCCAAGGGCAUCCAGUGGGUGAACGAGAAGACGGGCGACGCUUCCUUCCAACGAAUGAUUGCCGAUGCUGCCGUCGAAGACAAAUCUGGCUGGGACCACUGGCGCCCGGAAGUCUUCAACGAUCUUUUCGAACGACGCGUCUUCAAGCCUCUGCCGAGCCGGCAGGAAUGCUACGCUCUGCUGAGGGACUACUUUGAGAACUUCAAUUGCAUGUUUCCCCUCUUUCAUGAGCCGACAUUCAUGCAUCUGGUCGACCGGCACUACAGCCUCGAGCCCUUUGAUUCCAGCGGGUGGUGGGCGUCGCUGAAUGUCGCGUUGGCCAUCGCGCACCGCUUGCGAGUCAUGUCGAACGUCGUUGGGCAGGAGGAAGACGAUCAUGCCUGGGGCUAUCUCAAAAACGCCAUGGCAGUCAUGACCGAGCUUACGGUGCGCAACACCGAUCUCUUGUCCGUCCAAGCUUUGCUGGGAAUGGCAAUGUUCCUGCAGGGCACUCCCAAUCCCCAGCCAUCCUUCUUCCUCGUUGCUGCCGCAAUCCGCCUGGCUCAUAGCAUUGGCUUGCACAAGCGCGGAGCAGGCUUCAACUUGAACGCCGUCGAAAAUGAACAACGUAAACGCGUGUUCUGGAUCGCAUACCUCCUCGAUAAGGACAUUUGUCUUCGCUCCGGCCGUCCGCCCUCGCAGGAUGACGAUGACAUGAACGUGGAGCUCCCCUCCGAAGACCCCACCGACUGCGUGGGCAACAUACCAUUGGCCAAGGAGAUUGACGGCAAAAAAACCAUGAAUCUCUUCCGGCUGAUGUGCACAUUUUCGCAGAUUCAAAGCCGGGUGUAUAAACAGCUGUACUCCGUGAAGGCCUCCCGACAGACUGACGGAGAGCUCCUGAACACCAUUGGCGAAUUGGAUGCUCAGCUGGAGGAGUGGAAGGAAAGCAUCCCCUUGGACUUCCGGCCGGAGCACGAAAUCAACGCCGCACACACCCCACUCAUCCUGCAUGUGGUCGUGUUGCAUUUCGCGUAUUACAACUGCCUGACCACCAUCCAUCGUAUGAGCGUCCACCACGGCUACUGGACCAGCAGAUUGAGCGAGUACGCUAUACAAGGCUUGAACGCGCGACCGCUGAACCCGAGGGUCUUCAUGUCUGCCGCCUUGUGCGUGAAUGCAGCGCGGACGAGCAUAGGAUUAAUCCGCUACAUUCCGCAAGGCGAUUAUGCAUGUGUUUGGUUAAUCCUGUAUUACCCGGUGUCAGCACUCGUGACACUAUUUGCGAAUAUAUUACAGAACCCGCAGGACGCGCGCGCGAGAGGAGACUUGAAGCUGAUGAGCAGCGUCUGCUCUUUCCUCACCAUGCUCGAGCGCGACAUUGUCGAGUCCAACGGCAACGUCAAGCGCAUGUUAUCCGUGUGCAGCGAGUUUGAGCGUAUCGCACGCGUGGUCCUCGACAAAGCCGAAAGCGAAAUGCGCGGCGGGCGAGGUAAGCGGAAGCCCACGGAACGGGAGAAGGCUGCGGCGGCAAAGCACAGGGCGGCCAGCAAUGACGAGGUGGUCGAAAGAGGCCUGGAAGAGGGCAAGAGUCUGGAGCAGAUCCAGGUGGAGACGCAAGCAAACUACAGGCGGCCGGUCCAAACGCCGAGCCUGCGCUUCAGUCAGAAUGGUAGCGCAACAGGCGAAAGCCCUGCGAGCUGGGCCGCCAGUCCAGUUGGAGGACACGGGCCGGAGUAUCAGACGCCUCAGCACGGCCACAGUCUCAGCGUGGAAGGUGGCCAGCAGACUCAUCCGCGCGGCCAGUCGAGGAGCCCCAACCAGUGGCACCCGUCUGCACCGGGCAUGCCCAACGCAUCACUCCCGCAGCAGGACUUCGGUACCGGUACGUACACCACCCAACCUGGCGUCAUGGGAGGCGCUUUCGGGCCAAACGCAUCGAAUGGAUUCAACAACGGACCUACUCUCUCUGGCAUGGACCCCUCCACAGGCUUUGAGCAGUCGCCCGACAUUCUGAACGGGACGGGUAGUUUCCAGCAGCCAUUCGUGCCACAGGAUCUGUGGCAGAUGCCGAUGACCUUGGAGUGGGAUUGGGCGGAGGGCUUAGGGCUGGGGAGCUUCACUCCGGGCCCGAUGUUUGAUGUGUAUGGCAUGGGAGACACGGGCGUUCAGGAUUCCAUCGGGGGCCAACAGCAGCAUAUGCAGUAGGGCAUGGACCGGGUUCGGGUGGGAGGGGGGUUUGAGGGCAUAUGCAGAGCAAAUCUGCCUAAUACAAUGUCGCUGUAGCUGAGCAAACUCCUCUGAUA
Molecule: messenger RNA, 3137 nt
Organism: Neohortaea acidophila
Lineage: Eukaryota; Fungi; Ascomycota; Dothideomycetes; Mycosphaerellales; Teratosphaeriaceae
Product: fungal-specific transcription factor domain-containing protein
Exons: 2
Coding region: 91-3039 (982 amino acids)
Biological process (GO): regulation of DNA-templated transcription; DNA-templated transcription
Molecular function (GO): zinc ion binding; DNA-binding transcription factor activity, RNA polymerase II-specific; DNA binding
Source: RefSeq, a predicted model, not a curated record